UUUUAAGUCUCGUAACUGUAGUAUUUAUUUUGAACUUUACAUUUUCUCUCUUUUUCAUCUUUCAAUUCUUGCAGCUUUGCGAAAACCUACUACCACCCAACAGAUUUAUUUUUUAUUUAGAAGAAGGUUGCUGAAGUGUGGAAUCGCAGUGACAGGUGUUGGUUUUGUAAUAUUGAUUUUAGGGAUUGAAAGUUCGGUAUAUGCGCCAUGGAAGGAAGAGAAGGUAUCAAUCCUGGGGUAACAGUUAUAGGUGCAGAAGCUCCAUCAGCUUAUCAUGUAGCACCAAGGACUGAAGCUCCAAACCAGGUUCAUAACCCUGAAGCAGUAACAGCAGUGGUCGCGCUAGGUGCUGCUGCUGCUGAUGCUUCUGCUGUCGUUGUCUCACCGGUGAGUGUAGGUUUGGAUGGAUCAGUUAAGAAGAAGAGGGGUAGACCAAGGAAGUACGGGCCAGAUGGGUCUGUCAACAUGGCGUUGUCACCAUUGCCUAUCUCAUCUUCGGCUCCCCCUACUACUAAUGACUUCUCGUCCGUCAAGCGAGGGAAACCGCAGGGGAUGGAGUACAAGAGGGCAAAAAAAGUUGUCAUGGAUCAUCUUGGUGAGAUGAAUGGACACGCUGACGGUACAAACUUUAUGCCGCAUUUCAUCACUGUCAAUGCUGGCGAGGACAUUACGAAUAAGGUGAUAUCGUUUUCGCAACAAGGGCCGCGGGCAAUAUGCGUCUUGUCGGCUAAUGGUGUGAUUUCUAAUGUUACACUCCGUCACCCAGAUUCUUCUGGUGGUACUUUGACUUACGAGGGUCGUUUUGAAAUACUUUCCUUGGCUGGAUCAUUCAUGCCUACUGAUAACCAAGGAACAAGAAGCAGGGCAGGUGGAAUGAGUGUCUCGCUGGCAAGCCCUGAUGGCCGUGUUGUAGGCGGUGGAGUUGCUGGUGUUCUUAUCGCUGCCACUCCUGUGCAGGUGGUGGUGGGAAGUUUUCUACCAAGCGGGCAAGAGCAGAAACUAAAGAAGCCAAAGUCUGCUGAUUAUACUGCAGCCACAUUUACUCAAGCAAAUGAAGUAUCUGCAGAACCGCCACCAGCCCAAACUAAUAAUAAUGCUGAAAAAGAGGAUGUCAUGAGUGGUGGUGGAGGACAUGUGCUUCAAAAUUCCGGAAACCUCAACUCAAAUUUCACCUCUCCUCCGCAGCCCACUGCCUUCCGAAGAGAAAACUGGGUCAACAUGCACGCCAUGCCAGACACAAGAAAGUCCCCUACUGAUAUAAACAUAUCUUUGCCUGAUAGUUAAGUUGAUGAUCAACUUGGAAACUGUUUGUCCUGACGGAACUUCCAACCGAGAGAUGUUUUAUUUAAUGUUACAAUGUUCUCUGUUAUCUUAGAUUUGGUUUAAACAUGUUUGAUAUCUGUUACUAUAGGGUGUAGUUGACAGUGUUGGUAGUUGCAGCUAGGUAGAGUAUGAGUAUCUCCCGAUUUUUCGGCUGAUUAGGUAGAUACAGUACAAUGGAUUAUGAUGAUGAUGAUGAUGAUGAGCAGGCUAAUUCUGAUGUAAUGUUACCUUGUUUGCCUAUUUACUUAGGACUGCAUUUGUUGAAGCAUUGUUAUGUCCAAUGAUUUGGUCUCAAAAUUAUACAUCUCCUUUUCAAUUCAA
Vicia villosa (hairy vetch) is the source of this 1644-nucleotide messenger RNA. Its product is annotated as AT-hook motif nuclear-localized protein 7-like. The transcript has 7 exons. The record is from RefSeq and is a predicted model, not a curated record. Gene Ontology annotation, molecular function: minor groove of adenine-thymine-rich DNA binding. NCBI's taxonomy places the organism in Eukaryota, Viridiplantae, Streptophyta, Magnoliopsida, Fabales, Fabaceae. The coding region runs from base 208 to 1284 and encodes 358 amino acids.